This is a messenger RNA of Auanema sp. JU1783, 360 nucleotides long. NCBI's taxonomy places the organism in Eukaryota, Metazoa, Nematoda, Chromadorea, Rhabditida, Rhabditidae. The record is from the annotation of a GenBank genome assembly.
AUGAAUAUAGAAGAAGAAGCUUCUCAUUUAAGAUGUUUGAAUGAUCACGAUUUUCAUACAUUAGACUGUUGUGCUGAAUGUCGUUCGUAUAUUGAAAAUCAUAAAAUUCAUCCAGAUAACGCUCGUCAAUUGUUCAAAGCGCCAUCGCUAUGUAAGGACAAACAUUCAUUGAAGUUCUGUCGUCGAUUCAAAAGUUCUGGAUUAGGCAAAUUCAGUUGUGCUGACGCUGAAUUCGCUGUGAGAGUCUGUCGACAUAGCUGUGGAUACUGUAAUGAUGGCUUAUAUGCUGCAAGUAAUACCGCACCAUUAUGUCAUUCACCUGUGAAGCUUAACUUAACAAAUCUUCUCAAUUCAACAUAA